GAGUUCUUGACAGUCCUGUCUUAGGAUUCCGAUAUUAAUGAAACAUCUUUGCAAAGGGUUGAAGUGUCUUCCUGAAUCGUAAACUCAUUAAUGAAGCAUGCAGGCCUGUGUUGAACAAGACAAGCUGGGUCAAGCCUUUGAAGAUGCUUUUGAGGUCCUGAGGCAACAUUCAACCGGAGAUCUUCCGUACUCCCCAGAUUACAAAAAUUACCUGGCGUUCAUCAACCACUGCUCUCAUAUCAGAGGGAAUUCCAACUGCUAUGGUAUGCUGCCUGCAGAGGAACCUGUCUAUAAUUGGAGAACAGUAAUAAACAGUGCUGCGGACCUCUAUUUUGAAGGAAAUAUUCAUCAAUCUCUGCCCAACAUCCCUGAAAACCAGCUGGUACAACCUGCUGUUCUCCAUCAAAAGGGAGGAAAAGGCAGGAAGAAGCUUCGACUGUUCGAAUACCUUCAUGAAUCCCUGUGUAAUCCUGAGAUGGCAUCUUGUAUUCAGUGGGUAGAUAAAACCAAAGGCAUCUUUCAGUUUAUGUCAAAAAACAAAGAAAAACUUGCCCAACUUUGGGGGAAAAGAAAAGGUAACCGGAAGACCAUGACUUACCAGAAAAUGGCCAGAGCACUGAGGAAUUAUGGAAGAACUGGGGAAAUCACGAAAAUCCGGAGAAAACUAACUUACCAGUUCAGUGAAGCUAUUCUCCAAAGACUCUCGCCAUCUUAUUUCUUAGAAAAAGAGAUCUUCUACUCACCAUAUGUUCAGCCAGAGCAAGGGUUUCUCAGCCUCAGUAACUGGAAUGCAAAUUAUAAUUGUACAUAUGCUGAUUACCAUGAGUUAAGCCACCCUGACUGCUAAGUUUUCUCUUACAUUUCAUGAUUUCCUGACAUCCCUACCAACCUGAAAUCUCUACCAAUUUCAGGAUUUUUCUCUUAAAGCAAACACUGAAAAGGAAGAAACAAUUAACUUCAUUGUUUCUUUUAAAUAACAUAUAAUCUCUAUAGUCAUGAUGAAAAAAAAAUCUGCCAGUAAACAGAUUUAAGUUUAAAUGGCCAAGUCCCAUUUGAAAGCAUAGACUAAAUGUCCUUGCUCUUACUUUUGUCUAUGCAAUUCUUCUAGAUAAACAAUGCUAGUAGAGAUGAUUUGACUCAUUGAUUUAAACAUUGUUUUCCUGUCAUACACUCAAGCCAAAAAAAAAAUCACUUGUAAUAUAUAUCUGAUGGCUUUAGUGGCAAAAUAAAAUAAUUGCAUAUAAUAGUCUUCAUGCUAAAAUAUACUCAUGACUUUAAAAACUAUAUAUUUUUUCUGCACUUCAGACUUUAUGUGGCACUAAAGAAAUGAUCUAAGGAUCUAAGGAAACUGCCAUCUACCUUAAUGAUAGUAGAACACCAAAGCUUACACUUCCCACAAAUCAUUUCCUGGCGUUUCUCCCCUAAGGUAGAUCCAGGAGCUAACAUUUCUUGUUAUCCUGCCACUCAGCCACAAGGAGGUGAUCUUGCCUUGUCAUCUUUCUGGAUCAACUUUGAAACAUGACCUCCUCUUUGAAUUAGCCCAGCUAAGACCCGACUGGAACAAUUGGACAAAAAGAAAAGAAAAAAAAAAGACUUGUUAAA
Lynx canadensis (Canada lynx) is the source of this 1602-nucleotide messenger RNA. RefSeq names its product Spi-C transcription factor (gene SPIC). The record is from RefSeq and is a predicted model, not a curated record. The coding region runs from base 98 to 847 and encodes 249 amino acids. Gene Ontology annotation, molecular function: sequence-specific DNA binding; DNA-binding transcription factor activity, RNA polymerase II-specific. Gene Ontology annotation, biological process: cell differentiation; regulation of transcription by RNA polymerase II. The transcript is spliced from 6 exons. Gene Ontology annotation, cellular component: nucleus. NCBI's taxonomy places the organism in Eukaryota, Metazoa, Chordata, Mammalia, Carnivora, Felidae.